This is a messenger RNA of Symbiodinium natans, 3564 nucleotides long. Lineage: Eukaryota; Dinophyceae; Suessiales; Symbiodiniaceae. The record is from the annotation of a GenBank genome assembly.
AUGGCUUUCGGAUGGCUGCUGUUUAUGGUCUGCAUAAGGAUGCAGAUGACGCAUGGUUCGCAAGGUUCGAAGGAGGUCCUGAAAGGGAUCAGCUAUGGGCCCUCCCCGCUCAAGGCGGCAGGCAGGCUUCCCAACGAUGAUUUCAUGUCGGACUCUGCCAAGGCGCAGUGGAGUUCAUCUGGACGUGGAGACCUGGCGAUCAUGAAGAAGCUGGGAGCCAACGCGGUACGGCUUUACGGCAACGACCCUCGCGAGGAUCAUAGGCCCUUCCUGGAUGAAGCACACGGCCAAGGUUUGCAGGUGAUUCCUGGCAUGAGUGACUAUCCAUACACUCAGAUGCCGGGGAACUGUAUGACGACGGAAUACAAUUGCUAUUCGCAGAUCAAAGAGCAAUACAGAAGCAAUCUGGAGAAUGGCUUCCUUAAAGAUGGCUCCUAUCAUCCCGCAUUGCAGACGAUUAUCGUUAUCAAUGAACCAGAUCUGAAGAUACCUGGAGAGUCGCAGCCAAAAAUGUUCAGCAGGGCGAUCAUCAGUGCCAUUGAUGGCAUGUUGGAUGCUGAGAAGGAGGCUGGUGCCAAAGGAAACCUGCCCAAUUUCACGGCCACCUUCUCCUUCGGUGUCUGUACCGCUUGUCCUGGAGCGAAGUCUAAGCCAUCACUUGGUCAAAUGCUGGAGCUACGACGAGCCAUGCAAAAGCCCGAGGAGUAUGGCUACAAACCGAAGAACGAUUUGGCCCAUGUUUACAAGUCGAGGUUCACCAACAGCUUCAACACCAACAACCCUGCCACGGACAUGAAGCCUCUCUUCCUUGAUGACUACGAGGCUCUCUUUCCAAGCACGCCGGUGUUCAUUGGCGAGUACCACGCACCGCACGUUCAAGCGGGCCAGGACUUGCAGAAGAUCAUGUCCAUCGCCGAGAACUCCAGCUUGGCAGGGGUGAGCUUCUUCGAGUUUCAGGUGCGCUACGACAAGGGUGGAUCUGAGAUGCAGUUCGGAAUGUUUGGCCUGGGCGUGCAGAAAAUUGCCAGCAUGGACUUUUUCGGCACGACGUUCCCUGUGUGGUGUCUAACUGAAGUGACCGACAAACAGACUGCGGGCGUUUCCGUAGUUGACGAGCUUGCAAAGGCUUUUGGAGGCCAAGGCAUCAAAGCGAACGACUUGUGCAUCAUUGAUCCGCAGAAGGUUCCUAUUUCAGAGGAUGGUUACCAGGCGGUGUUGUCUUUGAAAGAUGUCCAGAAAAUGGCUUCGUUCGUGAAGCGUGUGGUGGGGCACAUGGGAGGUACUGUGUCAAAUCAACAAGAGCUGCAAAGCUUUGCCCAGAGGUACACAGGUGCUGCAAGAGUUGCAGCGGUGCGUGCGCACCGUGCGCGAUCCUUGGUGGGAAACCUCAGCUUCGCCUCAAUGGCCUCGGACCUCGGUCAGCAUCCUUCUUGGAUCAAUUGGGAUGUGAUGGCCGCCUGUGUUGCUGAUCGGUCAUCGGAUAGUGGCAGCGUGGGCCAGGCAAUCAGCUACGCUUGCAGCAAGCUUCAAUCCUUCAACUGUUCCAACUUGCCAGCCACCUGUCAGGACAUCUGGUUGAAGGCAGACUAUGUGCUAAGUUUGUUUUACUUGCGCCAGGCAUCCGGCAACCUGCCGUUGCAAGAUUGCAACUUCGAUGGGGCCGCCAUGUUUGCCCCGGCAUCGACGUACCGAGGAGUCGCGGGGGAGCCCGGACAUCUCGAGAGAGAGGGAGGUUCUCAAGGCUUCCUGGCCGCCAUGAGCUUUUUGAGAGACUUCUUCCGCGUGUUGGAGCUGUCGGACGAUGAGCCGGAUGAACAUGAGCCUGAAAGGAAGAAGCGGCGCACCGGGCACAGUGCGGAAACUGUGGCGAGCAGUUCUGCAGACGUCCCAGUGCAUUUGGCGAAUGGUGGAGCUGGAGAUGGCACACAAGUCACGCAAGAAGACGACGUGCGCGCAGAGAGCCGACGUUUCGCAGACAGUGGUUCUGCAUGUGAACGCUUUCACCCUGCUUUGUACUUCAACAAGCUCAUGGACUGUCCAUACACUUGCAGCGCCUUGGAAGCAGGGAACAGAGGGCAGACGUUGUGUGAUGAUCUGACGUUGAAGGACAUCUUCGAAAAUCCCCCGCUGGGCAACGAGUUGGCCACACAUGUUGUGCUUGUCAAUUUCAUGAUCGAUCUUCCAUGGCUGUGUCAGCAAUGUCCAAGUCUCCUACGUGUUCCACGCUUGUCUGUUCUGUACGGGGAUGGAGGGGAAGCCUGCAGGCAAGUAGAGAAGCAACGGACGAGCAUGGGUUUGCUCACUUCGUUGCAUUCUCCAGCCUUGCCCUUGCAGUGGGGUACGCAUCACAGCAAGAUCGUACUUUUGCUGUACAAGAACUGCCUUAGAGUUUGCAUCCGCACCUUCAACGACAUCUUCGCGGACGUAUAUGACAAGUCCAACGCUAUGUUUAUACAAGAUUUUCCAGAGAUCCAGGACCGUGUUGGUUCCGACGAUGAAUUUGGACGUGACUUCCUACUAGAACUUGAGAAGUACUUCAAGGCAUGCGGAGGCUUUGACCCUGCAGCACUACAUGCGUAUGACUUCUCUACUGCAGCUGUCGCCAUUGUGUCCUCUGUGCCUGGUUACCAUACAUCAGGACAACUGCACGCAUGGGGUCAUCUGCGCUUGCGCAAGCUGCUGGGUCAGCAUUCUCAAGGGUCGCAGCGCUUGGGUCUAGAUGACGGUAUUAUUUGUCAGGCCAGCUCUUUUGGAGCACUGUCCAAGAAGUGGAUGGAGGAGUUCUGCGUGACUCUGUCGACAACAGCUACAGCUGACGGAAAGCUCCUCAAGCAUAAGCAACCCACAGUCACCUUCGUCGCUCCUACCGUCGGACAAGUUCGGGACAGCACGGAGGGAUGGGUGUCCAGCGCCUCCUUGUUCAUCAAGCGAGCAACUGUAUCUGCUUGGCCCGCACUUUGGCGACGCUGGGGGCCCAAGAGCCAGGGCAGAGACGUGCGAGAUUUGCGGUUGAAGCAUCGGGCCAUGGCAAUGCCCCAUUUGAAGACAUUGUGUCGAUAUGUCACUUUCGACGGCAACGAUGGAGACGCUGCCUUGAGUUGGCUUUAUGUUGGAUCGCACAACAUGAGCAAGUCAGCAUGGGGUGAAGUGCAGAAGGGCGGUUCACAAAUUUGUGUCCGCUCUUAUGAGAUGGGUGUCAUGUAUUUUCCAUCGCGUUUGUCGACUCUUAAGCAGGACAUGUCGAGAGGUGGUUUCUUUUUGCAGCCAGUCUGCCCAGAAGCCCACAUUGGAGCCGUGUUCGUGCCCGUUGCAUGGAGCUCUGCGCAAGCUGUGAUCUCCGGAAGAGGCAUGCGAGCAUUGCCGAUGGUGUUUCCCAUUGCCAUCCCACCUGCACCUCCACCUACUGCUGACGAUCCAACUUGGUCUCGGGACUUGGCCGCUGAAGCGUAUGCAGGGCUGGAUCGCUUUGGCACUCGCUUCGGAGAACGAGGCCCAGAGUUCUAUGGCCAUCGGGCAGUCGUGCAACGAGCAAAAGAAUCGGUAGGUAGGCAGUUGGUUCUGUAA